Symsagittifera roscoffensis is the source of this 798-nucleotide messenger RNA. RefSeq names its product hydrocephalus-inducing protein homolog. The transcript has 2 exons. Gene Ontology annotation, cellular component: axoneme. Gene Ontology annotation, biological process: axonemal central apparatus assembly; cilium movement. Bases 1 to 798 code for a protein of 265 amino acids. The record is from RefSeq and is a predicted model, not a curated record. Lineage: Eukaryota; Metazoa; Xenacoelomorpha; Acoela; Convolutidae.
AUGAUUAUCUUUAGCUUCAAUUGGGACGUGGCCAAAUUCAAGCCGGACUUCAGCAUAGUUCCAUCUAAAGGGUAUAUCGCAUCAGGGAUGGACCUGCCUUUGGAAAUCGCAUUCCAUCCUUCAGUUGUGAACGCAGACAUCCGAUACAGCAACCUCACUUGUAAUAUAGAGGGGGGCAAACCUCUUAAGCUCACCCUUACUGGAGUGUGUGCUGCGUGUCCUCCUACUGGAAAGGAACUUGUCCAGUUCCAAUGUAGUGUGCGAGAGACCGACCGUAAAAUGGUCAGCAUCAGCAACAAGACCGGAUCUCAGUGGAUUCUGACUCCGGUUAUCGAGGCCGAAUUCUUCCAGGGUCCAGAUACCCUGGUUAUUGAAGCAGGAGCGACAAAACUGUACAACAUUUCAUACAAGCCAUUCCGAAUGACGUCGGCUGAUAAGAAGCACCUGGGAUCAGUUUUCUUCGCACUUCCAGACGGAAGUGAACUUUUGUAUAAUAUGCAAGGUGCCGCGGAUCCUCCAAAGCCGGUAGACACUAUCAUCCGGGAGGUUCCUUUCAAACAGCCUCACACUGAGUUGAUUCCUGUUAGUAACUGGGAGAAGACUCCGCAGAAGUUCAAGGUCAUCAUAGACCUGAUGAAGCCGGAUAAACUGGAUCCCUCUACUCAACUUAAUGAGCUGGAUUAUUUGGACGUUCCUGGGUUGACUAAAAGAGAUUAUAAGCUGAAUUUCUACUCGCAUAAAGAAGGGAACUUCCAGGCCAAGGUGGUCUACUCACUACCACCACAUUUCCCCCUCUAG